Molecule: messenger RNA, 1036 nt
Organism: Aquila chrysaetos chrysaetos
Lineage: Eukaryota; Metazoa; Chordata; Aves; Accipitriformes; Accipitridae
Gene: HOXB1
Product: homeobox B1
Exons: 2
Coding region: 98-1036 (312 amino acids)
Biological process (GO): regulation of transcription by RNA polymerase II
Cellular component (GO): nucleus
Molecular function (GO): RNA polymerase II cis-regulatory region sequence-specific DNA binding; DNA-binding transcription factor activity, RNA polymerase II-specific
Source: RefSeq, a predicted model, not a curated record
AUGGAAGGAAGUUUUACAGCUUUGACAUACUAUCUAAAGGUUGUAGGGCAGGCGGAAUCCCCCCCAAAACAGGCUGACCCUCCUCCAUCAGUGGCAGAUGGACAAUACUAGGAUGAACUCCUUCUUAGAGUAUGCAAUUUGUAACCGUGGGACGGGCGCCUACCACCAUUUAGAGCAAAGCUCCCCUUCCUUCCCCUCUUGCUCAGGUAACCCCGCCAGUGACACUUUUAACGGAGACGGGCGCUUUGGCGUGGGAGGGAGCGCGGCCGCGGCCGCCCAUCUCCCCCAGCAGAGCCCCGGCUACCACCCUCCCUCCUCCGGCCGCCCCGUCCCCUUCGCGGGCGCUGCCCCAGCCGCCGGGUACCCAGCCCAAACCUGCAGCCCCGGCUACGGGCACCACCAGCUCUACCUCGGCCAGCAGGACGCGGACGGUGUGUACUUCCAAGCGGCCGGGUACUCCGCCAACGCGGGAUCCAACCUCAGCUCCUUAGCAGAGAGCUACUGCGGGGCGGUGGCAGCUGCUGGGCAGUACCAGCAACACCACCUUUACGGGCAGGAGCAGCCCAGCUACUUGCCUGGCGUUUACAGCAACCUCUCGUCUUCUUUAAAUGAGGACAAAGACCCUGCGUGCCCCCCCGAGCAGUGCCCCAACGCCAGCUCCACGCAGACCUUCGACUGGAUGAAAGUGAAGAGGAACCCGCCCAAGACAGCUAAAGUGUCGGAGUACGGACUGCUGGGCCAGCCCAACACCAUCCGCACCAACUUCACCACCAAGCAGCUGACGGAGCUGGAGAAGGAGUUUCACUUUAACAAGUACCUCACCCGGGCCCGGCGGGUGGAGAUCGCUGCUACCUUGGAGCUCAACGAAACCCAGGUCAAAAUCUGGUUCCAGAACCGACGGAUGAAGCAGAAGAAGAGGGAAAAGGAAGGUCUCGCCCCGGCUGCUGCCUCCAGGUCUGCCAAGGAAGCGAGUGAAGCCUCGGAUCAGUCCAACUGCACCUCACCUGAGGCCUCCCCCAGCUCGGUGUCUUCCUGA